This is a messenger RNA of Opisthorchis viverrini, 2680 nucleotides long. RefSeq lists its product as hypothetical. The record is from RefSeq and is a predicted model, not a curated record. Lineage: Eukaryota; Metazoa; Platyhelminthes; Trematoda; Opisthorchiida; Opisthorchiidae. Gene Ontology annotation, biological process: protein phosphorylation; regulation of glucose metabolic process. Gene Ontology annotation, cellular component: mitochondrion. Gene Ontology annotation, molecular function: pyruvate dehydrogenase (acetyl-transferring) kinase activity. Bases 72 to 2294 code for a protein of 740 amino acids. The transcript is spliced from 5 exons.
UUACUCAUUCUUUUCCAUCUGACGUACAGAAAAACUCGGAGCGGGCUGGCAGCAUUCAAAAGGCCAACCCAAUGAUUAUGCGUCUACUUGAGGAUCACCCUCUAGAGACGCGAAAGCUCGGUCACAGUUCAGGGGUGGAGGCACGAAGCAGGCUUCCGCUGGGCGCCAAAUCAGCCGACCCCAAACUCAUGACCACGCCGAUUGUGGUCAUAUAUCGUUGUGCUCCUGGAAGCAGGCCGAAGAAACCAGCCGCGUCUCCGGAUAGCAGUUUCCAUUCGACCACCACAGGCCUCUCCCCCACCAAAGGCAGGGAUGCCUUAGAGGAGGCAAACCUCACAUGCAAACAGCGCUCAAAGUACGUGGAGCUACCAACGCUUAUCUCCGUAACAGAGGACUCAGCUACAGCUAUGCACUCCCCAACAAAGCCACAGCCUCUGAAUUGGACUGAGUCAGAUAUGCGGGGACGAGCAUCAAAGCCAGUCUCCAACUCCACUCCGUCAAAAAGGGCCUCUUUCCUCGACAACGAAAUCCUUAAGCAUGACCACAGCCAUCCGGAAAAUUCCUCGUGCAUCCAGUUUGGCACACUGAUCGCCGGUGGAUCGGGUGUUCACAUAAACACGAAAGAAGAGCAACUGCAACCGAACAAGCCUCAUAAAAUUCGCCAGAUUAGAAAACUGCUGGCUGGCUUCAAGUUGCAAUCAUCCGUGAAAACGAGCCUCUUGGGAGCGCCACCAAAAUCAUUACUUCCUGGUGCCACUACCCACCGCUCAGGGCCUCACAGAGACACUUUUCCGGUCAAACCGCGCCAAAGCACCCAAGAAUCCAGAAAGGCGAAAGCUUGCCGCAAAUCUUUGAUUAACAGUAAAUAUGGUCGCCUAAAAGGGGCUGCUGAAAGAGCUACAAACAGCAACGGUCGAAAGUUUCGCCCACGGGAAAAAAAUCCAUCCCCCAAAGCCAAAAGGCCGAGCAAACCGGGCUCCCACGGAACGAAAAAACCUCGCAAGCGAAAAGCACCCCCAAAAACCACAAAGAUAGGAAGCAGACGACAUCGCCCCAGAGGCCCCUUUGGAACCAUGGACUCAAACCCGACAGCAACUAUUAAGUCUGCUAACCACCCUGGUCACUCAAAUUUCGUCUCCGCACCCUCGGAGGCACCAGAGACAGUGUUGAAAUGCUUGUCCACAAACCGCCUCAGCUCUUUCAACAAACUCGGCGACGCUAAACAUUCGGCUUGCCUUGGACAACCGUCCAUAAUCGCGCCUACAGAGACCUGGUUCACACCAGGUGUCUCUGAUUUUGAGAUCUCGAUAGACGGUUACUCUAUUUUUUGGGCAGGUGGGGUUGCUCUCUACUUACCUGCGGCCCUAAUAAUCCCGAGUGUCCUCUCGGACACCAACCCCGCACCCUUUUGCGAUGCACUGUGGGUCCGAAUCCCGCUGAGUGGGUCCGAUUCUCUCCUUCUCUGUAUGGUCUACCGUAGCCCUUCGAGUCCCACUAAAGAUGACCAAUUCCACACACAAACCCAUGAGCAACUUUCCUCGAACUACCACUUCACUCACCUCCUGCUGGUAGUUCUAACUUUCGGAUCGGAGUUCGACAAACAGCGCCGCUUUAUCGGAUCGAUCGAUCCGGCUUGCAAUGUCCUAGAAAUAAUGGAGGAUGCCUAUGGAGAUGCACGGUAUCUUUGCGAACAUUACUAUUCAGUUGCUCCGCAGCUAGUGGUGGAGACUUGUGGAGCUCCACAAGGCCAAGUGGAUUUCGUCUAUGUCCCGUCUCAUUUAUAUCACAUUUUAUUCGAAUUACUGAAGAACGCACUCCGGGCCGUUGUGGAGCACCAUGGUGACUGUUCGUCUGACAUUCCUCCCAUCAACGUUCUGGUUGCUGUCGGUCACGAGAACAUCACCAUUAAGAUAAGUGACUUAGGCGGAGGCAUCCCACAUUCGCAAAUGGAUCUCGUCUUCAACUACACUUACACUACAGCCCACGGGAAAGACCGCCGACCUCCUGGCGAAAGUGCAUCAAGUGAUCUGGACACUAAUGCACCUAUGGCUGGCUAUGGUUACGGAUUGCCACUUAGUCGACUGUAUGCCAGAUAUUUCAACGGUGACUUGAUACUGACGAGUGUCGAAGGGUACGGAACAGAUGCCAUUGUCUAUCUCAAACGAAACGCAGCUGAAGCUGAUGAGAUAAUUCCCAUUUUUAACCGAACGUCCGCAAGGCAAUACGAGAUAUCGGGCGUGCCUGUUGCAGAUUGGUCGAAUCCGCAGUUCACAACAGGUUGGCGAAGAACUUAGGCCAGCCAUUGUUUCAGUGUUUUCCGGUGUCACAAAGGCAUCUCCCUUAUUUCUGUUCAAUGUAACCAUUUAUCCUGUAAGGAUUCGCAGUGGUCCGCCCAAGGCUUGCGGCUGUGUCUCUAUACUCCUCUCUCCGGCAUUACAAACGUCCCACUUUCAUCAACCUGUUCAAUCCUAGUUCAAGUUCUACUCAUGGUUUGAUUUUGUUAUAUAUCUGCCCCUCCUAUCACCCACUGUUAAGUUAUUUUCAUCUCUGUUUAUUCCCUGCCCCCAGUCUCUUGAGAUCGUUAUCGUUUCUUUUUUGUAUCAUUCAUCCUAGAUUACCUGCUUAUUUCCUUUAUAUUAGGUGCCAUGUCGUUUGAUAAAUACCUUUCAUCCAAAUCGUC